AUGGCUUCAAAUGUUCCUAGUGAAGAUUUAAAAUUUAGCUCGUAUGACCAUGUCAGCGAUGAUGUAGAAUACAAAUCCCAAGAUGAUGUGGAAGAAGUAGUCCAAGAUGAUGCAGAAUACCAAUCCCAAGAUGAUAUAGAAGACCAAUUAAAAGAUUUAGAAUACAAAUCCCAAGAUGAUGUGGAAGAACUAGUCCAAGAUGAUGCAGAAUACAAGUCCCAAGAUGAGUUCGUAAAUGAGGUACCAAAUGCCCCUGAAAUAGUUGAUAUUGACAAUAUUCCAACGUCAGACAAUGACGUGGAAAGUGGUUUGCCAAAUAUCGUCUACUCAAGAUCAUCAAGCGAUUUUACGGAGCUUGAAGAUAAGGUAGUUAUUGAGGAGGGUGAAGAAUUGUUAAAAGAGUGUCCAGCCUGUUACAAACCCUAUGGAAAAUUUAUUGCAAAUUUAAGUGGAUCAAACUGUUUAUUAUACCUAUUUGCCAUUUCUUGGAUGCCUUUUGUUGCGCGUUUCUCAUUUAAAACCAGUUACGUUAACUUUAUUGAGAGUACUCCAACACUAAGAUCAACAGUAGCCAACAAGCUUUUAUACUUCGCAGUCUUCUUUUCAGGGCUUAUGCUAAUCAUUUCUGACUUAAUAGACAUCGUGUUUUCAUAUGUUGAGCACAAUAGAAGGGUAAUAACCGAGAAGUUAAAGCAGACUUUGAAUAAUUCUCAAUUAGAAUUAGCUGAAAAGUCUGAUUUAUUAGGUCUGGAAUUAUCGGUUUGGAAGACCAAAAAUCAUAUUAUAGCACAAAAUAGACCCAGUUCGCUUCGUAAAUGGUUAUUUUGUACCACGUUUUUGGAGAAGUUUCUUCACGUUAUUUACAACUUCAGAUGGGUUUUAAGUGGAUACAUCUUUGUGAUAAUAUUCUUUAUCACAUCUUUCUUAUCCAUGAUUGUUUCAAAAUCGGUCAAUGAUAGUAAUUUCUAUCUAUACUUAAUGCAUAUGAUAAAUGGAAUUUCAAUUCCAUUUUUCUUAAUUUUCGGAAUCAAGGUUUUAAGGACAUUCUUGUCAGUAGAAGCUAAACGCAUAUCACACAAUAAUAACAAGAAGUUUAACGACCCUCUUGUAAUGACUAGGAAGGGAAAGACCUUGAUUUCUCAUCCAAUUUUCGUGUUCUUAACUGACAAAUGUCCCUGCAACUAUGCAGUUAAAAAGGGCUCAACUUUCCCUAAGGACUAUAGGUACUCACUCAGGUACCACGCAAUUAUUUCAUGCUCAUAUAAACUGGCAUUUUUUUCUGUUGCCACUGCAUAUUUUGUGUACAUUGCUUUUGUUACUGUUUACUCACUCUCCACCAAGAUCAACCUUAGAACUUCAUAUCUUUAA
Theileria annulata is the source of this 1368-nucleotide messenger RNA. RefSeq lists its product as uncharacterized. Lineage: Eukaryota; Apicomplexa; Aconoidasida; Piroplasmida; Theileriidae. The record is from RefSeq and is a predicted model, not a curated record. Bases 1 to 1368 code for a protein of 455 amino acids. The transcript has a single exon.